CUCCCCCUUCAGCUCUUCCGACAACACAACACAACCCCAACUCCUCUCUACCACGACGUCGAGAUAUCUACGAAGACCUUGAAAUAAUCCCACGAUCGCGAACGAGGACCAAGAAAGGAUUCUAUACCGGUGAAACUACAGAUACCAACCAUGCAUCGCACGUAUUCUAUGCGACAGUCGCGGGCUCCUACUGUUUGUUGCCCCCCUCUGCGCGGAUGAGACGAGAUGGUAUCGCAUGCUGACUUGAACUCGUAGGCCUCGCAACUUCAAAAUCCGCCUCCGCCGGCAUCUAGCACGAAAUCGGGAAGACUCUUUGGUAAAGGCGGGAUUGGUUAGUGCUUCUUUCAUACGAUGUGUCGAUUUAGGAUGUUUUCGCCUCCAGCGAACGAAUCCCGAUUCGCAGGAUAUUGGCCAAGUGGCUUUGGGACCUCAGGUUUACAAAAACGAUUGUGGAUUUGCUUGCGGUUAUGUUCUGCUUGUUUGCUACGUUUGGCGGGCUUGCGCACUGCCCGGCAACACCGGUUGCACACCAAACCUACAGCCGCCGUGGAGAUAUAUCUGACUUGGUUGGAGCUUUGAUUUGUCCGUAUGCUAACGUUUCUAUGCAGGCCAUGCUCUUCGCAAAAAUGCCGCCGGUCAAUUCGGUCCUGAUCUCGCAAAGAAGCUUACCCAGCUUGUGAAGAUGGAAAAGAAUGUCAUGCGCAGUAUGGAAUUAGUCGGACGAGAGCGUAUGGAAGUUGCUGUGAGUUGUUUAGUUUGCUAUGCAUGAUCAAAAGCUGACAGCCUCAAGCAACAACUCUCAAUAUGGGGUGAGGCAUGCGAUGAUGAUGUUUCCGAUGUCACAGAUAAACUUGGUGUCUUGCUUUACGAGAUUGGUGAGCUCGAGGAUCAGUAUGUUGAUCGUUACGAUCAAUAUCGUGUUACUAUCAAGAGCAUUCGAAAUAUCGAAGCUUCAGUUCAGCCCAGCAGAGACCGUGAGUUUAACCCGCUCGUUCGGAAGAAAAUCAAUUGAUCUUCGAUAUAGGAAAGGCAAAAAUCACCGACCAGAUCGCCCAACUCAAGUACAAAGAACCCAACUCCCCCAAGAUUGUCGUCCUGGAGCAAGAGCUCGUCCGUGCAGAGGCCGAGUCCCUCGUGGCUGAGGCUCAGCUCUCAAACAUCACACGUGAAAAGCUAAAGGCAGCCUACACCUACCAAUUCGACGCUCUUCGUGAGCACUGCGAAAAACUCGCCAUCAUCGCCGGCUACGGAAAACACUUACUCGAAUUGGUGGAUGAUACCCCCGUCACACCGGGAGAGACCCGUGCCGCAUACGACGGAUACGAGGCCUCUAAAGCUAUCAUCCAGGACUGCGAGGACGCGCUUACGAAUUGGGUUACCGCCAACGCGGCGGUUUCAUCCAAACUUUCGGUCCGUGCGCGAACGCUCUCCCAACGUCGACGGGCGCAGAGGAAUGGCGAGGGCCAUGAUUUGUCCGGUCAGGAUCAGCCGUUGAAUGAUCGCGAGAGUGGCCUUUGGGUCCCGGCUAGUCCGCAUAAGGGCGAUGAGUAUGAGGAUGAGUUGGAAGAUGAGGAGGAGGAGGUCGGUGCUAGUAGUAUCAAUGAGAGCACUGUUAACGGGGAGACGAGGGGUCGUCAGGAGACUCUUGCUGCUUGAAGUUGCGGCACCUGAAGCUAUGGCGCUUGAACCUGUGGAUGGGAUGAUGGGGGUGUGAUGGGGGAGAUGGUACUGUACUGAUAGUUGGACUUUAGGGAUGGAUAAGUGGUGGGAGUGGUAAUGAACAGACACAGACUCAGGAGAGUAAAAUGGAUUCGGUCGUUUUUUUUUUCAUAGGGGGUGUUUUGGGGUUGGGAGGAUGGAAUGGAAUGGAAUGGACUGGAUGGAUGGAUGGGAAGGUGGGAAGGAGUUGUAUACGUCUUUUUGGGGGGAUAUUAUGGGGUUUUCUUAGCUUUUUUUUUUAUACUUUUGUCUUGUUUUAUCGAUGGUUUCUUUUUUCUCUUUAAGUGUCGUUUGUUUGUAAUUUGUGAGUGUGAGUGUAGGGGGAAGGGGGUUGUUUCUUAGGUUGGUAGGUAAGGUUAGUAGUGAGGUAGUGAGUGUGAGGUAGUGAGGUAGUGAGUGUGAAGUAGUGAGGUAGCGAGUGUGAGGUAAUGAGGUAGUGAGUGUGAGGUAGUGAGGUAGUGAGUGUGAGGUAGUGAGGUAGUG
Messenger RNA from Hymenoscyphus albidus, 2202 nucleotides. Lineage: Eukaryota; Fungi; Ascomycota; Leotiomycetes; Helotiales; Helotiaceae. The record is from the annotation of a GenBank genome assembly.